AUGGUGAAUGCGAUCUGGAACGCUGCCUCUGAAGGCAACCUCGAACAAGUUAAGCAACUUCUGUGUGCCGACAAGGAACAGCAACAAACCCCAGACGUUGAUGUAGAGAUCAAAGAUCACACGGGUUGUACCCCUCUCAUCCAGGCUGUUCGAAACGGUCAGACAGAGGUUGUGAAGGAACUUUUGCAUUCAGGAGGUGCAAACCCUUACAACGGAAGGCCGGAGACUUACACCAGCGAUGAGACGAUAUUGAAUAUCUUAGCGGGGGCCAGAACUUCCUGGGGAGCCUCUCACUCUGUUCCUCCUAGUCCGGUUCCUGGAGUUGUGGGAGAGGGCGCCCAGAAUGGCGACACCACGUCAUACUCGGCCGAUGAACAAUAUCCUCCUCCUCACGUGUAUUACCGACCGAUGGGGGCCCCUGGAGGCGAAGACCCUUCUUAUGCAGGCUACUACUUGCCUGAGGGCGCUUACUAUCUUCCUCCACCUCCCCUUAUCCAGGGAGAGUACAGUCCCCCACAUGCUGCGGGCGCGUACCAUGGACAAAAUAUGCCACCCCCAGAAGUCACCAAAAAUAUCCCAUGCCGAUACUUCCCUGCAUGUCGUUACGGCGCAUCUUGCGCGUUUGCGCAUCCGCAGCCCACCCCUUAUUUUCCUGGAAUGCCUGCUCCGCAAUAUCCAGCCUAUGACUCCAAGGCACCCGUUCCUUAUCCCCCACCUUUCUACCCAACACCAAAUUACCCACCACCACCACAUGUGCAACAGCAGCCCACUCAUUCACAAGAUGCAUCUCCUCCGCCUUCUACAUCUCCCCAACAAGAUGGACAGUUCACCGCCCCUCCUCCCCCUGGGCCUUACAUGUUACCACCUCCUCCCCAAGCUUAUUACUUAGCUGGCCCCUACCCUCCCCAGGUUUCACACGUCGCCCCAUACCCUGGCCCAUCCACAUCUCCCACUCAGAACACACAUUACCGCCAGGACUCCAACGGUGGAUUUCAAUACCCUUAUCAUCCUCUCCCUGUCCCUCAACCGAAUGGUCAUAUGCCUCCUUCGCCUACUCACGUUGACACUGAAUUUAGAAAGACGGGGGAAUCGACAGGAUUUCCUCCCAGUCAGAAUGGCCCACGAGAAGGCUCUUUUAAUGGGUUCCGUCGUGGACGUCCGUCCUUCAGCAACGGAGGUCCUCGAAAGACCAAUCUCCCUUGCAUGUUCUUCCCAUCUGGCAAGUGCCGCAAUGGCGAUAGCUGCCGGUUUCAGCAUAUUGAGGAUGAUCCUGGUCGACACUCCUACCCCUAUCUACGCAGCUACAGGGGACGUACGAACGGUGCGAAUCCGGAUGAAAAGAAGACUAAUGACUUCGAAGUAAAAUACUUCUCCGGUCAGCGCCCAGACAAAGCAACGAUUGCCGAACAGCUCUCUACUCUACCUUCCAACAUACGUAAUCUAAGCUUAGCAAACGGCUAUCAUGGAAAGAACUCUCACAACGGAAAAAGUGCGCACGCUUCGGCCAAGUCUCAGCCACCUCCUCAGCGUGUGCCAAAUGCAGACGAUUUCCCUUCUCUGAAUGGGUCUUCGGCAAUCACCCGCUCACCCGCUAGCUCAGUUCAAUCAUUACUGAACGGCAAGACGGCGGCCCAAAUUUUGAAAAGUACACCAUCCCACAGAUCGGUCCCCAAGGUGGCAAAGGAGGUCACUGCUGCUGUUGACGUAGGCGUGACCAAGGUGGAAGGUUCCUCAGUCGCUUCAUCCGAAAAGGAUGCAGGAGUGAACGGAUCAAGUUCCAAUUCUUCUUCCCCUCGUGCUGCCAAGGCCCUGAAUUCACUCGAAAUGGUUCCUGCUGUCGCUUAG
Messenger RNA from Cantharellus anzutake, 1845 nucleotides. RefSeq lists its product as uncharacterized. The transcript is spliced from 5 exons. Bases 1 to 1845 code for a protein of 614 amino acids. Gene Ontology annotation, molecular function: protein binding; metal ion binding. The record is from RefSeq and is a predicted model, not a curated record. Lineage: Eukaryota; Fungi; Basidiomycota; Agaricomycetes; Cantharellales; Hydnaceae.